Molecule: messenger RNA, 1145 nt
Organism: Diabrotica balteata
Lineage: Eukaryota; Metazoa; Arthropoda; Insecta; Coleoptera; Chrysomelidae
Source: the annotation of a GenBank genome assembly
GCGGCGUUGACAUGUAGUUUAGAUAAAAACAAAAAUAUGUAAGUUGUGUUGUAAAUGUUGUAAAUAAAUAAAGGAUUGUAAAACCAACGAAUAUAGUUGCUUAAAUACUGUUUUAAAAUAUGGAAUUAACAAAUAAUCAUCGAUAUUUUAUCCAAUACAUGUUAAAAAAUGGCGUAACAACGAUCAACAAUGCACAAAAAUAUUGUGACUAUAUCAGUGAAGGUGAAAUUGAGAGCCUGGCCCAAUUAAAAACUUUAGUAAUAGAAAUUAAUAGAGAAAUAUCAAAACAAUGCUACAAAUUAGUAUUUAAUACUUGUGAAGUUACCAAUGAACCUUAUUUAAUAUGGCUUAAUACAAAAAAUGAUGAUAUAUCAAAAUUACAGAUAAGUUAUUCUUCUUUGGAACUAGAAUAUUUUCAUGUGAUUCUUCAAGAGAUUUUACGGUCAGAAGAACAUAGGAUAACUUUCAUUGUAUGCUUAAAUUUAACUUCUACACUUACAGCAUCUUACAGUAGGGAAAAUGGAGAACAGGUUUUAAGAAAAUGGAUUAAAAAUGGAUAUUUUAUCAAUAAAAAUCCUUAUGUAUAUCUUGGGCCUAGACUUAUAUUAGAAUUUACAUCAUAUUUAAAAACCCACUUGCCUGAUUCAAUAUGUAAUUUAUGUUCUGAACUGGUAUUCUGGGGAAAAUCAUGUGAAUCAUGCUAUAAAACAUUCCAUAUACAUUGUAUAAAAAAAUAUUUAGAAAAUCAACAAAAUUGCCCAUGUUGCCUUACAGAAUGGAUGUCUUCAAUAGAAGACCAGAGUAAUGUUGAAUAUACUAAUGAAAUAGAACAUGCAGAUAACAGUCAAACAACUGAAUCUGACGUUUCUAAUAGCAUGGAUGUUGAUGACAUUUCACCUACGCAAACAAGAACUGGGAGGAGGAGCGGAAGAAAAAAUAUUUCGAUAACAUCUACUAAUGAAGACAUUAACGAACCCGGUCCAAGUACUAGAAAGCGACACAGAUAAAAUACUAAUAAAAGAUAUAAAAUACACAUAUUUACUCAAUGCUAGUAAAAUUUCAUCUAGUUGUUAAUUUUUUUUAUUUAACAAUUUUAUGCGUACAUAUUUUGUAAUAAAUUAAAUAAACACGCACUGAUAACGUUA